GGUAUAAUAUUGCUAAUAUAAGUUUUGUUUUAUGUAUGUAGAAGUCGAUAGCAGUUACGUUUUUGCAAGACAUCUCUUUUUAUCGAUACUACCGCUAGAUAAGCAACUUGAGAUCAAAACAAAACUCGACUAGUAUUAUUUGUUAAUUAAGGCCCUUUAUCGUAACAGCGUAUGAUCUAAACACUCGACGUAUAACUGAGAUAAUAGAUUUGUUAGUUUGUGAAAUCGUUAGUCAAUUGUUUUUUUGUUUUGCUUCAUUGCCAAAAUGUCUACACAACAAGAACAAUUAACUUAUAUUGAAAAAAAUUUAGUCUUUGAGAUUUCUAAAUAUUUUGGAAAGGAAGCUAAACUAGUCUCACAUCGGGUGGAGUGUUCCAAUGGCUUGGAUGGUUUCAUGUCGGCGUUAUAUAACGUCGAGCUAGAGCUAGAGAUAUCGGGCGAGCCAAGAAAAGAAACUGUUUUGGUUAAGUUUAUGAAGGGCAACAAGGCAUUUCGCAGCUCUAGCAAAUCUUACACACAAUUUGCCAAUGAGGUGUUCGUCUAUGCUGAAAUCAUUCCUGCCUUUGAGCACUUGUUGCGAAGCAGCAAACUCUCUACAAACCUUGCAGUGGAUAUGGUGCCGAGGUGCUAUCGUGCUGAGUUCGGCCGUAUUGAGGGCUUGGGUGAAGAUCUCGAAUCCGUACUGGCGCUCAAGCACCUAACGACCGAUGGUUUUUCGCUUGGACCCCGUAUUGUACUGCGCCACGAUCAAUUGGAGGCCAUGUGCGCCGUUGUAGGCACCUACCAUGCUCUUGGCUAUGCCCUGCGUGUGGUACAGCCGCAAGUGCACGAGCGCCUUAGAGCUGGGGUGAUCCCGUUGCCAUUUGUGGCCGAUGCCACUCAAACCACAAACAUCUACCACGUGCUCUAUAGUGCUGCCAUGGAGCGUUUUUACAAAUUUUAUGAUAGGAAGAGACAGGAUUUGCUUAAAGUGGACGAACUGGAGCAGGAUAGGCGGUUUGCUGGUGCGUUAGAGCUGCUACGGGAAAAGUAUUUUGCCCACCCCGUGAAGUUAUUAGAGCGCAUUCGUACAGGCUCAUACGACACUGCGCAAACGGAUAGCUACUUCAGCACUUUUCUGCAUGGAGAUUUUAAUCGCAACAACGUUCUCUUUCACUACUCUAAUAGCCACGGCGUUGGCGACGGUACCGUCAACGGUAUUAAAGUGAUUGACUUCCAGGAGCUUCGCUAUAGCACACCGGCCAUCGACUUAAGCUUUUUCAUGUACAUGAACACGCCGCCUGAAGAUCGUGACAUAUUAUUUGCGAGCUUGCUGAGAAAGUAUCAUAAGCACAUGCACGAGGUGUUAGAGCUGGUGCUGCAACGCAAUAGAAAUACGCUGUCAGAAGCUGAUCUGCAGGGUAUUCUGGACAAUUACAGCUUUGAACGCUUCGAGGCGCACUUUAACCGUUAUGCCUUCUAUGGUGCUAUGGUUUGCAUGCACUUCAAGCCUUGGCUUCUUGGCACCGAAUCAGACUGCGAAGCGUUAUCUAAACUUUUUGAGUCAGACAUGCAUGGCACAGCAUUUUGGCAACUGUCGCUGGACAUUGCCGGCGACAAGGCAAAUCAUGAAAUAUUCAAAAUAAUGCGGCAUGCAUUCAAACAGGGAUAUAUGGAUGCAAUUUAAGUUCUGCGCCCCUUGAAGAACAAUACAACACAUUUUCCAAACACAUACAUAUGUACAUACAUACAUAUGUAUAUUUGUAUUCUACUUCUCUAUACAAUGUAUGUACAUACAUACAUAUGUAAUUAUAUACAUACAUAUGUAUAAAUAUAUAAAACAAUUUGUCUGGGUAACUCACUGACUGAUUGAUGAUCAACGCACAGCCCAAAUGGCAUUAAUAAAUUGUGCAGUCGAUACAGAUUACAAUAAAAAUAUACAAAAAUAUAA
Messenger RNA from Scaptodrosophila lebanonensis, 1930 nucleotides. RefSeq lists its product as uncharacterized. The record is from RefSeq and is a predicted model, not a curated record. The transcript is spliced from 4 exons. The coding region runs from base 266 to 1666 and encodes 466 amino acids. NCBI's taxonomy places the organism in Eukaryota, Metazoa, Arthropoda, Insecta, Diptera, Drosophilidae.